Messenger RNA from Saprolegnia diclina VS20, 1296 nucleotides. RefSeq lists its product as hypothetical. The coding region runs from base 25 to 1296 and encodes 423 amino acids. The transcript has 3 exons. NCBI's taxonomy places the organism in Eukaryota, Oomycota, Saprolegniomycetes, Saprolegniales, Saprolegniaceae. Gene Ontology annotation, molecular function: RNA binding. The record is from RefSeq and is a predicted model, not a curated record.
UUCCCAAAUUCGCAUACGAGCAAGAUGGACGGCGUAGUGUACGAGCAAGACGACCACCACCAGGAGCCCGAGCACCACCACGCCGACCAUGGGCAUGGCCAUGGGCAUGGCCACCAUGAUGGCGGCGACAUGGGCGCCCACAAGCAAGCCUCGUACCACAACGACGAUCAGAGCGGCGGCUACUACGCGGACGCGGGCCACAUGGGCGGGUACAACUCGGCGCCGCCGGCCGCGGCCCACCAGUCGACGGGCGCGGGCAAGAUCUUUGUCGGUGGUGUGAGCUGGGAAACCACGGAAGACAACUUGCGUUCGCACUUUGGCAAGUACGGCGCGCUGACGGACGCGGCGCUCAUGAAGGACAAGUACUCUGGCCAGCCGCGUGGCUUUGGCUUUGUGACGUUUGAGGACCCUUCUGUGAUUGAGCGUGUACUGAGCGAUACGCACACGUUGGACGGGCGCAACGUUGAAGUAAAGCGCGCCGUACCGCGCGACAGCCAAGGCGCGCGGCCGCAGGGCGGGUCGGCCGGCGGCUAUAGCGACCGGUAUGCGUCGGGCGGCCGCUCCACCGAGUCGAAGAAGAUCUUUGUCGGUGGGCUGCCUCCGUCCGUCACCAACGACGACUUUCGCACGUACUUCGAAGACUAUGGCAAGAUCACGGACGCCAUCGUCAUGAUGGACCGCGACACGCAGCGGUCGCGCGGCUUUGGCUUUGUGAGCUUUGAAGAAGAAGGCGCGGUCGCCGAAGUCAUCUCCAAGUCGCACGAGCUCCAUGGCAAGGUCGUCGAGAUCAAGCGCGCCGAGCCCAAGGGCGAGAUGCGCGGCGGUCGCGGCGGCUACGACUCUGGCUACGGCGGCCGUGGCCGCGGCGGCUAUGGUGGUCGUGGCGGCUACGGCGGUCGCGGCGGCGGUCGCGGUGGUGGCUACGGCGGUGGCUACGGCGGCGGUGGCGGCUACGGCGCUGCGGGCUACGGCGGCGGUUACGGUGCGGCGGGCUAUGGCGGCGGCGGCUACGGCGGUGCUGCGGCUGCGGCGGGCUACGGUGGCUAUGGUGGCUACGGCGGCUACGGUGGCUACGGCGCCGGCGGCUACGGCGGCUAUGGUGCUGGCGGCUACGGCGGUUACCCGCCAUACGAUCCGUCGGGCGCACCGCCGGAGGGCGGCGAUGCCGGCGGCGCCGAGGGUCAGCCGAGCUACGACGACCCGACCGGUGGGUACCCGCCGUCCGGCGGCUACGGCAGCUACCAACGUCAAGGCCAGCAAGGCGGCGGCAAGUCGGACCGCUAUCGCCCUUACUAA